UGGGAUGAGCAUGGGAGGGGCGAUGAACAGAGGGGCAUCACUGGGACCGGGACCUUUGGGACUGGCACCUGUAGCGGCAGUCAUGGCACCACAAGGGCACGCGAUGAUACAAAGCAUGGCCGAGAGUGGGAGGGUGCAGCAGCAUAACCUUAUGCAGAUUCAUGCUGCCCAGCAGUCGCAGCAUGUUCAGCAGCAGCAGUUUUCCUUGCAAGGACAAUCACCACAAUACCAGCAACGUGGUGCUUUGAAUGCCCGCACUGGAGCUGGGAACGCUGACGAUAGUCUUGGUGGUAGCAAUGGGAGCUUAUCGAGUAGCGGGGGUCGGUGUAGAGAGCGAGAGGUCGUGGAUGAUAGGAAGUUACAUAGUAAGAGACUCUCUGGAGCUGCAUCCUCACGACAUGUGGAAAGCGUUGGUGGGACGCAGUCGUCUACUGUUUGCAGCGAAGUGGCUUCCUCUCGCAAUCAAGUUGGUACUUCCUUGAAAUUGAUGGCUCCCACAAAUUCUGGUACGGUUUCUAGAGUGAGCGGGCAUUCGGGUUCGGACCGAGCGGGCAACGUGCAGCAUCAGGCGUUGUUGGGGGCGUCGAAGCACGGUAAUGUGAGGUUCAAGGGCACGGCAGGGUCAAAUCCUGCUGGCUCUGCACCAAUGUACCUGGCAACUCAAGGCUUUUUUUCAGAUCAUGUUCCCGCUUCCGGAGGGUCCGUUGGGGAGAAGGUUAUUGGACAAGGGUUGAAUCUAGCGGGACAAAGCACAAUGACAAACCAGGGUGCGAGGCCAGUUUCCGUUGGGCAGCAUACACACGUAAAGGCGAGCCAGAGGCUAUUGGGAUCCCUGCCAGGCGCAACCACCCCCCCAACAGGUUCAGCAGUGAACUUUCAAGCAGUGUUGGCUGCUGCGAUGGCGAAGAAUUUGCAGGGCCCUCAUGCACAUCGGGCAGCUCCAGUGGGUGGGACUGCAAAUGCUAAUGUAAAUGCCGGGAGUAGUUCUAGGAUAAAACCAUCGAUGACAGGUCCUUCAGCAUCAUCGGGUGCGUUUCCUAUGGCCUCGAUCAUUCCACCGUCGGAGAGUUCAGGGUUGAACCCAGCGAAGAGUAAUUCGUCUCAUAAGUCAGAGUUACCUACACUUCAGAAGAUGCAGAGUCAAAUGCAGGGACAGAGCCAAGGGCAAGUUCCUGGUCCCCCGAAGCAUGGGGGUAGUCAGUCUCAGGGCUCGGCACAGACACAGGGACCUCCUCCCCAGAUGCAGCAGCAGCAACAUCUGCAGCUUCAGCAACAACUGCAACAGCAACAGCAACAACAGCCCCCUCAUUCACAGGGUUCCCAAGAUAGCCCUCAACAGUUGCAAGCGUCCCAACAAGCCACACCGCAUCAACAACAGCCUGGUUCGGGUCCUCAGACCUACAAGCCUUCGUCUCAACAUUUGCAGCAGGCGCAGCAGAUGCAGCCACCACAGCAGCAGUUUGCGGGUGGCGGUGGAAACGGUAGCUUGGCAUUGAGCCCUGGGGUGUCAGUGGGCGCAGGAAGCAACAGCAGUGAAGGUGGCGGUGGGCGGAGCAGCACGAAUGCAGAUGCAGGGGGAGGUGGUCCGAACGGGAGGUCAUGUGAGAGUGCGAAGCAAGGCGGGGGUGGGAGCGUGGGAAUGGUGAAUGCGGGAGGUCAGCGGAAUGGUGGGUACGUGCAGCAGUAUGGAGGUGGCGGUGGUGUGUCGUCGGGUGAGCAGCAGUCGGGCAGUGGUGGGAGCGGCGGGCCGUCAGGUUAUAACGAGGGGAAGUCGAAGUCGGGUGCGGCGGGAAGAGAUGGGGGGCAAAAGGCGGUGAAUGAGAUGCGGGUGGCGCAAGGUGCGAUGGCAGGGAGGGGCGCGUCGACGAUGGGAGGCAGCCCCGGGGCGCAGGGUUCGUCGCAGCGAGGGCAGGGGGGUGGGGGAAGUGGGAGUAAAGGGGGGAUGGGACAGGCGAGCAAUUUGGGGGAUGUUGGGCAGUCGCGGACGAGCGGGAUGAUGUCGAGCUCGAUGAGCGGGGGGGGUGGGAGUGGCGGGAGUAUGUCGAACGGGCAGAGCAAGAACAGCAGCAGCGGGAAUGUAGAGAGUGGAGGAGACGGGAGGGGUGGAACGAAUGAGGGUUCGUUACAGCAGGGAGGUGGGAGCGGGAGCCAUGGUGCGGGAGGGGGUGGAGUGGUGGGGAGCAGUCCAAUAGCAGGGAUGGGUGGUCAGGCUCCGACGAGUGUUGUACAGCAGUGAGUCGGUGGAGAAAGUUUUUCUUGCAUGCGUCGCAGUACAGACUACAACAGCGGUGUCGGGUAAAUUUGUUGGUUUCGUUGUCUAGUGCUUGAGGAUUUUGCGACUCCUUUUUUUCUUGUGUAUUGGCUUAUGAGGGCAGCUCUAUGAAGCAACAGGCAGAUGAAACAUUCGCUGAAUUGGAUUCGGGCAUAUACCGAAUGUCUAGAGUUCUGCUCGACAUUUUUAUUUGCCGAGCUCGCCACAUGUGGAGGUUCGAGCUGGAGAUCGACGCAAUUGGUGAGGUUGGGCUGUGUAAUAAUGUAGUUUUAAGGCGUCGAAGUGGAUUAUCUACACAAAUGUGCAGAUUGUUACGGAAGUUGCGUAGAUGUGAUGAUUUAGUAGGAUGGGACUGAUUUGUUAAUACAAAAACGAUGUACAAUUGUGGUGUGUCACACCACUGCAGUGGGCUGGAAUUUCGCACUGGGGUUGCACUUGAAGGAAGCGGACAAUAUAUGGGAACCCUGGUGAAAAUUAUUGGGGUUAGCAUUCUUUUCGAUCAUCGAGAUUUGCAAAGGUGGUUGGUAUUGUAUGUCUGGGUGAGCACAGUCUUGUGAUGCUCGUUUCGCUCUCGGUCGACCUCUGUAAGAAUCUUCAAUCUUGAGGUCGUCAGCCAUGAGUUUCCAAGUUAGCUAGUUUGGAGAUUUUGUAAAUUGUUAAUGUUCUAUAAUGACCAGCAGCUUGUCAUAUUUGAUACUGAA
Messenger RNA from Physcomitrium patens, 2973 nucleotides. NCBI's taxonomy places the organism in Eukaryota, Viridiplantae, Streptophyta, Bryopsida, Funariales, Funariaceae. The record is from RefSeq and is a predicted model, not a curated record.